AUGGACGCCCAGCUAUGGCACGCGGAGAGUGAACGUCAUCCAAGCGAGCAGUAUCUGCCAGUGCACUCACCCAGCAAAACGCUGGGCAAAAAGGAGGCGGGGAUGGAGCCCAGCGAGCUGGCGGCGAUUCUUCUCGACGCAUUCAAGACACUCCUGAGUGAGUCGGAGAGCUAUGUCCAGUACUUUGAGCUGCGUUUCCGACUGGAAGAAGAGCACCUGCGCUCGCUGCAGGCCAUGCUUGAGCGGCAGCGUGAUCUGGAUAUGCAUGUGAACCGCAAACUCUCAGUCACACCCGGAAUGCUCCCAGACACUAACACAUUGUCUGGCCUGCGGAACACGUGGGGCGAUAUUCGUUUGAGCGAAAUGUGGGCUGUUGAUUUGCGUUUGCAGGCCUUGAAAGAAUGGAAAUGCUCCACGCUGCAGCCCAUUGCUCAAUUUCGUCAUGCUCAAGAGCGUGUGAUGCGCCGCGUUAAGGAAGAUUUGCGCGCGUGUGUUGACGAUUAUAAUGAUAUGCGGCUGAGCACACUUCCCCGAAUCCGCAAAACGUACGAAAAACGGUGCGAGGAACUGGAAAUGUAUCGACACCAGCAACGUGCGCUUGAAGAGCAGCGCAUACUUUUGUCCACCGCACAUGAGCCCCCAGCCCCGCAAGAAAGCAUUCCACUUGCACAAAACGAUACGAUCCGACCCGUAAUUGACCGCAGUGCUACCCAUACGCCCACGGACCGAUCUUUUGCAGUGCACAACUCUUCCCCGCACUCUGGCGUCCAAGAUUUGAACUCAUCGACCAAUUCUUUGACACGCUCGCCCAGUGCGCAGGUGCGUAGUUCACCGGCUGAGUUUCCGCGCAAAAAGGAGUGGGACAAGACGCCCAAGCGCUUGAAUGCGCUAUUUUCGCGCAUGCUCGACGUGUCAAGCGAGCGGAUCGCCGCGCUGGACGUGAGCGACAAUGCAUUGCCCCACACACAAGCACGCAACGAUCUCAUACCCCCGUCUCUCAGCGUAAACCAAAAAUCGCAACAGCUUUUGGUAACCAAGCUUGCCAAGGCAAAGCGGGACAUGGAAGAGUCGGACAAGGCCUACCGCAAGGCGAUUUUUGAUCUCGAAACGCUGCGCAUCCGUCGAAGAAAAGCACUUUCUGCCGCAGCGAGCAGCAUUCUUGAAUGGCGGCGUGAUCUAGCACUGACAAUGAGCAAAGUGUGUGUUCAGCACGCCAACGAUACACUUUCGAUACGCACAUCGAUCGACUCUGUGCACAAGCACGACGAGCACUUGGCCAACCACAUGCUGGAUGGCCUUGAGAACGAGCAGCAUAUCUGUGAAGAAUGGCUGCCUAAUACGCGCCUGCUAGCUCCGGAGGACUGUGUGCAAUAUAUCAACUACUGGCACGGCCCGUACAACGACCUCAUCUUUGGCACAAGUCUGGUUGACUACGCAUUCUCGCAUGGAGACGCCACCGCACCGUCCACAAUGACGGAACAGGGCUUGAUUAUGACCAAUGUGCGGCCCCCCAUGAUUGUCAGCAAAUGCAUCCAGUUUAUGGAGCAGCCGCGCUCUCUUCAGACGGCGGGAAUAUACCGCGUGAACGCCAAGUUGGCGCACAUCCAGAAGCUUACCAGUGCGAUUGAGCAGAACGAGUCCGUGUUCCAGUUCGAUAUGAAGCACGAAGAUCCAGCAGCUGUCGCUGGGAUCUUGAAGCUCUACUUGCGACAACUGCCAGAAGCUGUGAUGCCAAUGCGUGUCGAGGAGCGUGUCAAGUAUACGCACGAGCGCGAAGAGCACAUCCGCAACGGAUUCGCCAUGUUCAAGUCCAGGAUCCGUCGCAUGCCGCCGAUCCACCAGUCCACACUGCGUGCAUUACUUCUGCAUUUGGUGCAUGUCGCAUCGCACGCGUCCAAAAACAUGAUGACGGUGUCGAAUUUGGCCGUCAUCUUUUCCCCUGUAGUGCUCUUUGAUGCGGACUAUGUCUCGUCCAAUUUGGCGUCUGCCGCCGAGGAGGACUGCGCGAUGGAGGAUUUGAUCCUCUUUUGCCACGACAUUUUCGCAAUGCCGCCAGGCACCGCUUCACUCUUGUCGCCCGUCCCACCUACUUCCGAGGGCCCACCUGAUGAUUCCGCUUUCUUUUACUCGGAACAUGGGAUGGAGCACACAUCUGCACCGCGACCUCCGCGCAAUGCACCGUAG
Messenger RNA from Malassezia vespertilionis, 2184 nucleotides. RefSeq lists its product as uncharacterized. Gene Ontology annotation, biological process: signal transduction; regulation of GTPase activity. Gene Ontology annotation, cellular component: cytoplasm. Lineage: Eukaryota; Fungi; Basidiomycota; Malasseziomycetes; Malasseziales; Malasseziaceae. The record is from RefSeq and is a predicted model, not a curated record. The transcript has a single exon. The coding region runs from base 1 to 2184 and encodes 727 amino acids.